CUUGUCACCGAGACAAGCACAAAUGCGUCACAGCGGAAAACUGAGCGCGUCUUCUACACACACGCACACACACGGGUGCGUUUGCACACUCAACUCCAGAACGGAGGGGAGGAGAGACUGCUAAACACACACGCGCGUCCCAGCACACAUUCAUUCAGCAUUUAAGAAACAAAUACACACGGACGCUCCACUUUCCGAGAGGUCCCGGUGAUUCUCCAUCUCUAGCGGCGGAUCCUAACGGAAGAAAGACACUUGUGGCACAGUGUGAUGAAGAGCAAUACGCACAGGAUGCUGUUUGUGUUUAUCAGAUGUUCGUGAAAACAUUUAAAUAUCCUCUUCUAAACUGCGUUUGGAUCUCCAAACUUCGGUAAGACCCGACAGAUGUGCUGGGUUUGAUUUGAACUGAACCUAGAGCUUGUAAGAACACGACUGACCAUCAUCAAGUGGCAUGCGGUGCACACACCGGGUAUCCCUUCAAUCCUUCACAACAGAGCUCUGAAGGUGCAGAUUGCUGACGGCCAACGCCCAAGAAGAAUGCAAAGUGUUCUGCAAAAGUCAUACACAUCUGGGAUGGCAUGAGGCAACAAUCAGGCCUGACACACACAUAGAGGAAGACCGGAGGCAGGAGGGGCAGUGUAGAAAGUAAAGUUAGAGGAAAAGAAAAGAGAGAAUGGAUUCAUUACCGAUGGAUUCUGCAACUGUGGAUGAGUUGGUGGUUGUCUGCAUACAAUCUUUCGACAACAAAGGCACAAUAAAAGGCUCCUCAUUUGUGAGAAUGUUUCUGAUGAUGCAUCCUUGGUACAUAUCUUCCACCCAGCUGGCCAAGAAACUGCUGCUAAUGUCACAAGAGGAGGGCAGCACUGAUGAGAUCAGAGUCAAAAUAUGCCACCUCGUAAAAUACUGGAUUUCUGAAUUUCCGGUAGAGUUUGAUUUGAAUCCUGCUUUGGCUAACCAGAUUAAAGACCUGAGAGAGAACCUGAAUGCUGGUGGCAAUGAAACCCAGGGUCAACUUAUAGAUGUAGAGAGUGUGCCAUCGUAUAAAUGGAAACGGCAAGUGACACGGAGAGUUCCAUCACUGUCCAAAAAGAGAAAAAUGUCCCUUUUGUUUGAUCACCUGGACCCCUGUGAGCUUGCUGAACACCUGACCUAUCUGGAGUACAAAUCCUUCUGCAAGAUCCUGUUUCAGGAUUACCACAGCUUUGUGAUGCAUGGCUGUACAGUGGAUAACCCCAUUCUGGAGAGGUUUAUUACACUCUUUAACAGCGUCUCGCAAUGGAUUCAACUGAUGGUACUGAGUAAACCCACCGCCCCACAGAGAGCCGCUGUGAUUUCACACUUCAUACAUGUCGCACAGAAACUACUGCAGUUGCAGAAUUUUAACACGUUGAUGGCAGUGGUUGGCGGUCUUAGUAACAGCUCCAUCUCUAGGCUGAAGGAGACUGAGGCACACAUUAGCAAUGAGACCAGUAAGAUCUUUAACAGUUUGGUGGACCUGGUGACCUCUUGCAGUAACUACAGUCAGUACCGGCGCAGAUUUGCUGAGUGCACUGGAUUUCGCUUCCCCAUUCUGGCUGUUAACCUCAAGGACCUGAUAGCUGUUCAUGUCGCUCUGCCGGACUGGACGGACUCAGAGAAGACUCGCGUCAACUUGGUUAAAACACAGCAACUCUAUUCAAUCCUCCAGGAACUUGCCCUCGUGCAGACCACGCCCCCUAACAUAGAGGCCAACACAGACUUGCUCAAUCUGCUUACAGUGUCACUGGAUCAGUACCACACAGAAGAGGAGAUUUAUCAGCUCUCAUUACAGAGAGAACCCAGAGCUGCAAAACCAGCGAACUCUAGUCCCUCCCCCAGCCAAGCUCCUAAGCAACCUUCGAUGAUUGAUGAGUGGACAGCGUCAGUGAAGCCUAAAGCUGAUCCUGCCAUUAUCAGCAAACAUAUCAAGAAGAUGGUGGAUUCAGUGUUUAAGAAUUUCGACACGGAUGGUGAUGGGUACAUCUCACGUGAAGAGUUUGAGUGCAUCCGGAAUAACUUCCCUUAUCUCAGCAAGUUUGCAGAGCUUGAUAAAAACCAGGAUGGAAAGAUCAGCAUGGAAGAGAUGAUAGAGUAUUUUAUGAAGGCAAGUUCUCUGCUAAACUGUCAGAUGGGCUUCGUGCACACCUUUACAGAGACCACAUAUUUGAAACCCACCUUCUGUGAACACUGCACCGGCUUUAUAUGGGGCUUGUAUAAACAAGGAUACAAGUGCAAAGUUUGUGGAGUGAACUGUCAUAAAGCAUGUCGUGCUCGUCUGGUGGUCGAAUGCCGUAAAAGAACGAAGAGCAUCAGUCACGAGAAGCCGCCAUUAUUACAGUCCAGAUCCCACAGCUUUCCUCAGGCCAGCAGCGCUCAGUCAAACAUGCAGAACACAGUGAUCACAGAGGAGGACAUUGAGGCAGUUGAACAGGGAGUGUUUGACUCUCACCUUUAAACAGAUUUUUAUCUGCAUUCACAAACUGUCAGUAUGUCAGCAAAGAGUAACUUGAUUUAAGGGCAAAUUCUUCCAAAUGGCAAAUUCUUCCAAACACACCUUCACGUCAACAAUACUGAAGAGAAAAUCGAAGCUAAUCAGAGUCAAGUGCCAGAUUGUGGGACAGGCUGUUCAAUGACCGUUACAGCCCGACACAUGAUUAUCAUGAGAUGCUGCCAUCAGCUGGAUUAAACCUGCAACUUCUGAUCACCUCUUCACUUCUGCAUCUGAAUAUAAUCACAGACAUAAUUCUAUGAUGUAUCAUUACAUGCAUAUUUCUCCAGGCUCCUUGAAUUGCUUUUUUAAAUAAAAAAAAAAUAAUAAAAAAGCAUAGAAAAGAAAAAUAGUCAAAAAAGUUAAAGAAGGUGGCUGUGUUCUGAGAUGUCCUGAGAAAUGUUAGUAAAACUAUACAAUAAGGUUCUAUUAGUUAACAUUGCAGUAGUUAAUGCAUUAGUUAUCAUGAACUAUUAAUUAACUAUUUUUACAACAUUCAUCUUGAUUAAAUGUUAAUUUACUAAUGUUAAGAUCUACAACAACAAAUACAACCUUACUGUGUUUCCUAAAGGUUUAUUAAAAUAAGAAUUACUGCUGUAAUAAGCAGGCACAUGCAGAUGGGAUAUCUCUAGGGGUUCGAGCCUCUGCUCUUUUACUGAGUUGCCCCUCUGACGGGGCAGUGGUGUAGCUACAGGUGUUCAAAGGUGUGCAAAUGCCACCCAAAUUAAAAGCUUGAACACCUAAAUUAAAUGGUGUUUUUUUAUGCUUAAUAAUAGAAUGUAGAGGUGUAAAAAUGCAUCAAUAUUAUAUUGACUAUAAUAAUACCCUAAGUGUUACAGACAGUAAUUCAAAUUAUGCAUGCACUCUCGCAACAGACACAGGUGUGCGUGACUAAGGAAACAAACGCACUUUAAAUUAAAAACAUUUAGUUUGCAAGUAUUGACACUGACUACCACCCCUGGAAUCGCGAGUACGAAUCCAGGGUGUGCUGUGUGACUCCAGCCAGGUCUCCUAAGCAACCAAAUUGGCCCGGUUGCUAGGGAGGGUAAAAUCACAUGGGCUAACCUCUUCGUGGUUGCUAUUAGUGGUUCUCGAUCUCAGUGGGGCGCAUGGUAAGUUGAGCGUGGAUCGUGGAGAGUAGCAUGAGCCUCCACAUGCUAUGAGUCUCCGUGGUGUCAUGCACAUCGAGCCACGUGACAAGAUGUGUGCGCUGACUAUCUCAGAAGCGGAGGCAACUGAGACACAGAAUGUUUCUGUGAUGAUAUGCAAAUCAAUCACGCAUAAUCAAUAUUCUAAUGCAUAAAGUUUGCAUAAAGUCAAACAUGAUUUUAAUAUCCUUUAUUCAUAUUGGCUCAAUAAUUAACGUAACGAAUUUUAUUUUUUUUAUAUUGAACCAAACCUCCUUGUACUCCAUAAAAAUAAUUUUUAAUUAAAUCAGUGCGCAUUAUUUAUUUAUUUUGUAUCCAAAAUUACAUUUUUGAUCCAGUUAAUGUAACCUAAACUGAGGUUUAUUUUUAUUUAUUUAUUAACAUUUUUCUAUAUAGUGCAAAUUAUCCCACUAUUAAGAUUUUCGUCUUUAUCAUAUUUUGGAAAAUAACUAUGAAUACAACUCAUUUAAUCAAAUUUUGACAACUUAUUAAGUCUUAUAUUUUGAUACAUUAACAGGCCAACCUUCUCCAUUAAUAAAAGGGUCAUUCAUUUUAGUUAAAGCUUCAGUAUGCAACUUUUUCUUAAUAUGCAGAGACUAUAAGUAAGCCACAGGUUAAUUUUCUCAAAAACUGUAAACACUGCAUUUCUUUAGCACUCUGAAAUUUUCUCUGUUUGUUUUGAGUGAUCCGCUUACGCCGGGUUCACACAUCCUCCGUGAGCGAGGCGUGAUCGGCGCAUUUUCAUUUUGGCGCCCAUAUUAACAGAUUACACCGUUUACACUGCAAGCGUGAGUCAUGAGGUGACACGUCCCAGACGAGGCAGUGAGCAGAUAGUUUCGGCGUUGAGCCUAUUUUUGCCACGUGGCUCACGCUGAGCUCAGCAGCUCUGGGUGCAGUACAACACUAAAAUAAUCAGGAGAUUCUAGAAAAGACACAAAAUCAAAUCAAAAUUAUUCAAAUCAAACCUAUAGUACACUACAAUUUAUAUGUCUGCAUGCAAGUAAACUCAAUAAAAUAACUUAAUAAAGGAAAGAAUUAAUAAACUGCCAGACCUUUUGCCAUUCUGUGUAUAUACAGGUGUACAGUAUACAGUUGUGCUCAAAAGUUUGCAUACCCUGACAGAAAUUGUGAAAUUUUGGCAUUGAUUUUGAAAAUAUGACUGAUCAUGCAAAAAAGGAUAGUGAUCAUAUGAAGCCAUUUAUUAUCACAGUUGUUUGGCUCCUUUUUAAAUCAUGUUAACAGAAAUCACCUAAAUGGCCCUGAUCAAAAGUUUACAUACCCUUGAAUGUUUGGUCUUGUUACAGACACACAAGGUGACACACACAGGCUUAAAUGGCAAUUAAAGGUUAAUUUCCCACACCUGUGGCUUUUUAAAUUGCAAUUAGUGUCUGUGUAUAAAUAGUCAAUGAGUUUGUUAGCUCUCACGUGGAUGCACUGAGCAGGCUAGAUACUGAGCCAUGGGGAGCAGAAAAGAACUGUCAAAAGAUCUGCGUAACAAGGUAAUGGAACUUUAUAAAGAUGGAAAAGGAUAUAGAAUUCAAAAGCCUUGAAAAUGCCAGUCAGUACAUUUCAAUCACUUAUUAAGAAGUGGAAAAUUCGGGGAUCUCUUGAUUCCAAGCCAAGGUCAGGUAGACCAAGAAAGAUUUCAGCCACAACUGCCAGAAGAAUUGUUCGGGAUACAAAGAAAAACCCACAGGUAACCUCAGGAGAAAUACAAACUGCUCUGGAAAAAGAUGGUGUGGUUGUUUCAAGGAGCACAAUACGACGAUACUUGAACAAAAAUGAGCUGCAUGGUCGAGUUGCCAGAAAGAAGCCUUUACUGCGCCAAUGCCACAAAAAAGCCUGGUUACAAUAUGCCUGACAACACCUUGACACGCCUCACAGCUUCUGGCACACUGUAAUUUGGAGUGACGAGACCAAAAUAGAGCUUUAUGGUCACAACCAUAAGCACUAUAUUUGGAGAAGGGUCAACAAGGCCUAUAGUGAAAAGAAUACCAUCCCCACUGUGAAGCAUGGUGGUGGCUCACUGAUGUUUUGGGGGUGUGUGAGCUCUAAAUGCACAGGGGAUCUUGUGAAAAUUGAUGGCAAGUUGAAUGCAGCAUGUUAACAGAAAAUACUGGCAGACGAUUUGCAUUCUUCUGCACGAAAGCUGCACAUGGGACGCAUGACAAUGACCCUAAGCACAAGGCCAAUUUGACCCUCCAGUGGUUACAGCAGAAAAAGGUGAAGGUUCUGGAGUGGCCAUCACAGUCUCCUGACCUUAAUAUCAUCGAGCCACUCUGGGGAGAUCUCAAAUGUGCGGUUCAUGCAAGACAACCAAAGACUUUGCAUGACCUGGAGGCAUUUUGCCAAGACGAAUGGGCAGCUAUACCACCUGCAAGAAUUUGGGGCCUCAUAGACAACUAUUACAAAAGACUGCACACUGUCAUUGAUGCUAAAGGGGGCAAUACACAGUAUUAAGAACUAAGUGUAUGCAGACUUUUGAACAGGGGUCAUUUGAUUUUUUUCUUUGUUGCCAUAUUUUGUUUUAUGAUUGUGCCAUUCUGUUAUAACCUACAGUUGAAUAUGAAUCCCAUAAGAAAUAAAAGAAAUGUGUUUUGCCUGCUCACUCAUGUUUUCUUUAAAAAUGGUACAUAUAUUACCAAUUCUCCAAGGGUAUGUAAAAUUUUGAGCACAACUGUAGACACAACAUUAACCAAUCACGAAAAAGUGUGUUGAUAGAGAUGAAGUGCACGUGACUGCCCACUGUUGUCCUUGAAGCAGCAAUAACCUCAGCUUAUUAUGACCUUAUUAAAGAAAACAAUUUGCUGUAGGACUCCAUAGAUAACUUUAUUUCCUGCACAGAGGCACUGUUGUUUCUCGCAGAAGAGACGUGGCCAAUCUGAACGUCCAACACGACCAACCUACUCGCGCCUCGCUCACGCCACGCUCACGGAGGAUGUGUGAACUUAGCGUCAACCCACCCCCACAAUGUUAAGGGCCCAAACAUACUUAACGCAAGCACGCAAACACGAGCGCUUCGCCAACUCAUGGCCAAAGCGUGGUCUCGUUGUACAUACAUUACGUGCACUCUUGCGUUGCUCUAUCGGUUAAAAACCUUGGAUCACAAGGGGGCGAAGGAGUUUUUUAGGUGCCACGAAACCGGAUUUGGUGGAGUCAACAUGUUGACAGUUGAGGAGAGUGCUUUUGUAUUUGCUAAAAAGAUGACAGAAAAAUAUGUUUGUAUAAUCAAACUUGUUCGACAAGCCUCAAAUUGCUGCUCCGCCAUGACAGUUGUUGAUUGAAAAAGAAAAUCUGCUGUAGCGCCCCUUGCGGCAACGCUGAGAAUACAGCAUGUACUUGCGUUAGGUUAUGAAUUUUGCUCUGACACAUCGCAACGCAACGAUGCGUGAAAUUGAGCUUGCGUAGCAAGAUGUGUCUGCGUUCACGUACUUACGUAGAGUAUGUUUGGGCCUUAAGGCUGAUUUAUACUUAUGCGUCGAACCUAUGUAGGCUCCACGUAGUGGCCAACGUGUUGGUUUGCAUUUAUAGUUCUGCACUGGUGUGUCUGCAUUGUUCUGUGAGAACACUGCCAAAAUGCUAACUGUAUGUUUCAAAAAUAAAUAAAAGCAAUGGAAGCAAUGCAAUUUAUGGGUUCAAAAGUAUUUAUUCAAUUAUUGUAGCAUCAAAAAUGAGUUCAAACUAAUGGGGCUUUUCCACUGCACGGUACAGCUCAACUCGACUCGACUCUGUUCGCUUUUUUGGGGGUUUUCCACUGUGGAUAGUACCUGGUACCUGAUACUUUUUUAGUACCACCUCGGUCGAGGUUCCAAGCGAGCCGAGCCGAUACUAAAUGUGACGUCAAAACCCUGCAGAUCACUGAUUGGUCAGAAUCUUCACUACUAGCGUCACUGGAUUUGCGACAUGGGACAUCAACCCGCUAGUUUUAAAGUUUAGCAAAAGCGACAGCAAUAUCAUUUGUUCACGCAACUUUCGAAUUGUAAAAAGAAAUGGCUGUGCGCAACCACGCCGUGGUCAAUAAACGAGGUGCAGACAUUCCUCUCGUUAGCGACGAACGAAAAGACGCGAAACGAAAAAGUCUUUCAGGAAGUGUCUCAGUUGUUGGCUGCACACGGCUACCACCGGACCUACCAACAGUGUAGAGAAAAGUUAAAAAAACGUAAAAGUGACUACAGAACCAUCAAGGACCACAACAGCCGGAGUGGUUCAAACAGAAGAAAGUGGAAGUGGUUCGACCAAAUGGACGCUAUCUAUGGCAAUAGACUGGCGAGCAAUGGGAGGGAGAGUGCCCUGGACUCGGUGUUGUUGGAGUCCACGAUGGAGGAUCGUACGUUUUGUUACAUUUACUCUAUAUUCUGCUUGAAAGCUUCACUUUAUUUAGUUGACCAGCUACUGGAAAGCUUGCUUCUAAAACAACCAGGCCAAUUUAACUGUUACACUUGUGUAAAAUCACCACACAACAACUGCUUUAUGCAGCACAAUGAGCUAGUAGCUAACAGCUAGCGGUCGUGUUAUUGUUUAUGGUCAGUAAUGUUUAAGAUGAUGACGGCAGUAGAGGUGGUGCAACUAUGACAGUCAGCCUAUAAUGCCACCCACGUUGAGGCGGCACUAAACUGCAGUGGAAAAGCAAGCUCAGAAAAGUAAAGCGAGCAGAGUCAAGUCGAGUCGAACCGUAACGUGCAGUGGAAAAGUGCCAAAAGUGAACUUGUUGAUAUGUAGGUACAUAGCUUAAAUAAUAAUAGGCCUAUAAACAUAUUUUGGCGUACUUUAGACGUUCCGUGUUUAAAAAGAAAUUGUUAAAUUAAUUAAAAAAUACUCGCCUGAAUAACACAAAAUGGGUGUCGUUUUAAAGACUUGGAUACAGUAUAUAUAUGCAGGCAGUAUAACCAACUCUUACCAGCUGCUUUUUAAUUAGCUGCAAAUUAGAAGUAUUCCGUUUCCAUAACUUAUGAAAUAUGAUUAUUUACUGUACACAUACUGUCAAACAUACGUUCAAAUCAUUGUGCCGAUCGGAAAGUUCGCGAGUAGAAUACAAAACAUAUUAUUUCACUCACAUAUCAAAUGAAUAUCUAGUAAAGGCCCGGAGAAAAAAGCUUUUAGAGUUUAUAAGCUAUAAACAGAUAUAUUUUGUCGUGAUUUGCUUGUAACUUCAUGAAAAACAGAAAAAAAAAAAAAACAGCAGAUGCUCUCUAUUGAGACAAUUGCCUUAAUAGUCACAAAUCCAAAUACAAUGUGAUAUGAUGCACAGAUAUUAAAAUAAACUUGGAUAAAAUGUGACGCUACCACAGACAUCCUUGUUAUCAUCCUGGGGGGCGGUCUCUGGUUAAAGUGGACCAAUCACAGCUGUUGUGGUGUGCAUCAUCGCGACGCGCAGUUACAUUUUUGAAGAGGUGCACAUCAGGCUACGCCGUAGGUUCGACGCAGAAGUAUAAAUCGGCCUUUACUCAACCAAUGGACUAUCUCUUUGUUUGACCAGAAAGCUGUUUUGAAGACAAAGUUAAUUUUUGCAGUUCCAUUCGGUGGCGCUAGUGGCGCAGAAAUGACAUACUUCAGUUUUAAGCAUUAAAACGUAACACAGGGCUAAAAACAUAACUAUAGCGAAAAAGAAAUUGAGGUCACGCACACCCUCCGUUGACUGACAAUUUUGAAGCGACUGCCCCUCAAAAAGCUUUAGAGCCCCAACCCCUCAAAAUGACUGUGCACGCCCCUGUUAAUAAGUUAUUUUUGUAAGAAUGCCACUAAACUAGAGCAGGACUUCACAAGAGCAGUUGUGGCUGAAUUUCAGCGUAAACUGUCAUGGUGGGAUAGGUCUGGUGCGCGUGUUUGUGCCUGAAAUAUAGCCGAUAUCAUGUUCUUGGAAUUGUCAUUUUUGGGUCAACAAUCUUUUUAAGAUCACAAGAAGGUCUUGUUGUUCUGAAGUUCAAAAGAGGCGGAAUGUCCCGUUCAAAACAAAUGUGAAAUGCUUUUUGGUCCAUGUUUCAGUUACAAAUGCAGAACAUUAUCUCUCCGUUGUGUGUGUUUUUAGAGCUUCAUUGGUAUUAUUAUGUGUUGUAGCAUUAGCUGUUGAAAUGAAGUGAUUUCCAAGACUUACAAAUUCUAAUAACUGAAGUCAAUGUCUGAGAAACUCUCAAUACUAGUCUAGGAUAUACGUCAUGUAGUUCAAAGUUGGCAUGUAUUUCAUGUUUUCCUGAUUGUAUGCAAAUUAACUGAGAUGUUCUUUUCAAAUAUCCAAUGCUGUUUGUAAAAUGUUUUGUUUUUGCAUGUACAGUAUUUUUAUAUUGAAGAAAAUAAUACUAUUUGAGGGAAGGUGCUGUAUUUAGAAUGAUAAUUAAUUUUACAUGUGAGAAAAUCUGUGGUUUUAAAAUUAUGCACUGAAACAUGUUUUUUCUGUAAGAUAAUUGUUUUUUUGUUUUUUUUGCAAUGUAUUUCCAUGGUGAAUGAACAUAGUAUUCUUAUCCAACUAUAUUGUUUUAAUGUGUAGGCAUUUGUUACUGACAUAUUAGAAACAUAAAUAUUGCUAUAACAACAUAAAAGCUAUACGAGCCUGUCUCUAUCUUUGAUAUCAUGUAACAACUCUUUAUUUCCCUCUUUUUCAACUCAAUUCAGAAUUCUGUACUGGAAUAACAAAUAUUUGCAUUUGUAUGCAGUCGCUUGUUAGUCGCUUGGCGAUAGUUAUCAGUGGCGUAGCCAAGAGUAGGCCGGGGUGGGCAUGGCCCACCCAAAUUAGACCCAAACCCACCCAGAAUAUUAGAGAUUAUUCUUCAAAUAUAUUUAUAACAAUACAUAAAUUCUGAUUUCUGAAAGUGUGAAAGUACUUUCUGAAUGUGCCACGUCUCUGUUGUUAAGUAAAAUUUGGUACAAAAAAAAAUAAAUUGGGGCGAAAACUUCUGAAGUUAUGGAUUACUUUU
Molecule: messenger RNA, 10559 nt
Organism: Myxocyprinus asiaticus (Chinese sucker)
Lineage: Eukaryota; Metazoa; Chordata; Actinopteri; Cypriniformes; Catostomidae
Product: RAS guanyl-releasing protein 2-like
Exons: 19
Coding region: 671-2470 (599 amino acids)
Biological process (GO): Ras protein signal transduction; positive regulation of GTPase activity
Cellular component (GO): plasma membrane
Molecular function (GO): calcium ion binding; guanyl-nucleotide exchange factor activity
Source: RefSeq, a predicted model, not a curated record